AUGAAUCUAAUCUUGGAAUUGAUAAAUUUCCCUUAAGAUAAAGAUCAAUUAUAAAUUAAAAGUUACUAAAAGAUAAAGAAUAAUAGCCAUUCAAUAACACAAAAAGACCAUACUAUAAAAGAAUUAAGAUUUCAGAAUGAAUAAUUACAUAAAAGUAAAUAAUAAAUUAUUGAAACCUUGACUCAAGAACUAGAAAUAGAGAGAACUAACAGGAGAAAAUUGCAGUAAGAAAAUGAUGAUUUAGAAUCAGCUUUGAGUAAUAUUAUGGUGACGAUGAAGAUGAAUUACUCAACAAAUGUAAAAAGUGAUGGUAAAAUCAUUAAAGAUUAAGAGUUUAUCACCUCUAAAUCGAUUGAAUGA
Messenger RNA from Paramecium tetraurelia, 360 nucleotides. RefSeq lists its product as uncharacterized. The record is from RefSeq and is a predicted model, not a curated record. NCBI's taxonomy places the organism in Eukaryota, Ciliophora, Oligohymenophorea, Peniculida, Parameciidae. The transcript has 2 exons.